This is a messenger RNA of Orcinus orca (killer whale), 6937 nucleotides long. It is a transcript of the gene SUGCT, whose product is annotated as succinyl-CoA:glutarate-CoA transferase. Bases 16 to 1416 code for a protein of 466 amino acids. The transcript is spliced from 13 exons. NCBI's taxonomy places the organism in Eukaryota, Metazoa, Chordata, Mammalia, Artiodactyla, Delphinidae. Gene Ontology annotation, molecular function: catalytic activity. The record is from RefSeq and is a predicted model, not a curated record.
ACGCCUGCCGAACGGAUGGAGGGGUGCCCGGAGAGCUCGGCAGGGCCGGGCCCCUCCCACCUGGUGGGGGGCGGGGACCGAGGUGUCCGCGGGCGCCCCCAGUGGCUGCGGGUCGCGCGCGCACUUCGUUCUCCACUCACGCAGAGAAGGAGGAUUUCAGAGGGGUUCGCGAUGCUGGCGACGCUGGCGACGCUGGCGAGGGUCGCGGCUCUGCGGAGAACCGGCCUUCUCUCCCGCCGGAGUGGCGGGAGGGGGCUGUGGACCGGCCACCCGCAGUCAGAUACUGACAAUAUGAAGCCAUUGGAGGGUGUAAGAAUUCUGGAUCUAACAAGAGUACUGGCGGGACCUUUUGCUACUAUGAAUUUAGGAGAUCUUGGAGCAGAAGUUAUAAAAGUGGAAAGACCAGGAGCUGGUGAUGAUACACGAACUUGGGGUCCACCUUUUGUGGGGACAGAAAGUACUUAUUUUCUCAGUGUUAACCGAAAUAAAAAAAGUAUAGCUGUUAAUAUCAAGGAUCCAAAAGGGGUGAAAAUCAUCAAAGAGCUUGCAGCUGUUUGUGAUGUAUUUGUGGAAAACUAUGUCCCUGGCAAAUUGUCUGCAAUGGGGCUGGGCUAUGAAGAUAUAGACGUGGUAGCGCCUCACAUGGUCUACUGUUCCAUCACAGGGUAUGGUCAGACAGGUCCACUGUCUCAGCGAGCUGGGUACGAUGCUGUUGCCUCUGCUAUUUCUGGUCUGAUGCACAUCACAGGGCCUGAGGAUGGAGAUCCAGUUCGUCCAGGAGUGGCCAUGACUGAUCUUGCCACUGGCCUUUAUGCUUAUGGAGCCAUUAUGGCUGGAUUGAUACAAAGAUAUAAAACCGGAAAAGGACUGUUCAUUGAUUGUAACCUACUGUCAUCCCAGGUGGCAUGUUUGACUCACGUCGCCGUGAAUUAUCUUAUUGGCCAAGAGGAAGCGCGGCGCUGGGGCACUGCUCAUGGAAGUAUUGUUCCUUACCAGGCUUUUAAAACCAAGGAUGGAUAUCUCGUAGUUGGAGCAGGAAAUAACCAACAGUUUGCUACUGUGUGCAAGAUCUUGAAUUUGCCUGAACUGAUUGAUGAUUCCAAGUAUAGAACUAACCACCUUCGGGUACAGAAUAGAAAAGAGCUUAUUAAAAUACUAUCGACACGGUUUGAAGAAGAAAUGACCAGCAAGUGGUUACACCUCUUCGAAGGCAGUGGAGUCCCGUAUGGCCCAAUUAACAGCAUGAAGAAUGUGUUUGCAGAACCCCAGGUGUCCUCCCUUGUUUUUCCCCUGACGAGCUGUGGAGUUUCUUGGCCCUGGGUACAUGGAACCGGCCACUUCUGUUCAGAUGUGGGACUGCACCGCUGGCGCCCGUGGCCCAGCUCUCCAUGUGCACCGUGCCAGCACAGCUGCUAGUUCAACUGAAAAUUGAUUUGGGUGAAGUACAAGGCCUGGAACUUGGCGCAGGAAGUGAGACUUUGAUGAAGUGGAAAGGGGUAUGUCUAACCAAAAAAAGAAAGAAGAAAAAAGAUUAGAAGCAUCAAAGAGCAGGAGAUAAUUUUCUGUGGGCCUACUUAUCAAGUGGACCAUUUAUGUUUCAUCUGUGGUUUGAACGUGGUAGACAACAAAAAUUUGCUUGAUGGUCGAAACUGUUCCUAACCAAAAUAAUUUCCUCAUAGUCUCAUGUUCUGAGAAAACUUGCCUUUUUGACUCAACUGAAACAACAAAUGAUUCUUUUUUUUCUGGGAUAGAUGCAAGGGUGUCUACCUUUUAUCCUCUGAUUAUAUGCUACAGACCUUUGCACAGUUAAAAUGAUCCUGCAGGCAUCCACUGUUAAGUCAAUCAGCAGUACUACAGGAGAUUUUGGUCUGUAUUUACUGCUAUCUCUGAGAAAUUUUGAUCCAAAACCCUUUUAGUGGUAGUUUUAUUGUUUUUUCUCCCUCAAUGAUAAAUUAUCUGUGGAAAACUCUGUGCAUUGUAGAAGUAUAAUAUAGAUUAUCUGCAUAUAGAUUUGAAUAGUCAUGUUUCCAAGUGCUUUCUUAAAAUAUCUUCUUUUAAUCAGGCCAAGAUUGUGUAGUACAUUAAAGGAAUUCUUAAAAAGUUUAAAAAACUUACUAGAUGACCUCAGUAUGGUCCUAUUUAACAUACCCUUGGGAACAUGUGCAUGAAAUACAUUGUGGUUUGAGGUUUUCCAACCCAAACAGACUUAAAAGAAAAUGCAGCUUUUAAUAGAAACUAUUCAAAUUCCUGCAAAAAUAGGUAUGGAUCUCACCACUGAGAGGGUUUAAAAGCAUCAUUAUCUACCAUGAGAAUCAAAAGAGAAUGUGUUAUCCUGCUUUUUCUAUUUUGCUCAAGACCGUAAAUUUGGCGGUUCUAGUGUAUCACCAUUUUUGAAUGAAAUGCUCAGUUAAAAAAUAUAUGUGUAUGUGAAUGACUGAACCUCUGAUUAAUGUUUUUCUUUCUCCUUGAUGCCAUGACCUGUGGGUGGGGAAGAGAGGGCAAAGGAUGUCGCAAAACUGGUGUUAUUUAACAGAGUCUUCACAUUUAUACCACACAAGUUGAAUCCAUCAGGUGUAAGACAUCACCCUGAAGCAUCACUUCUGAGAACUAUUGGGAGGGAAAUAUCAGAACUGAAAUAUCACAGCUGGCCCUGAUUUUAACUGGUGCCAAACACCUGCAGACUCUAAAAGGAUACCAAAAUAAAACCCCACCCUGUGGCAGCAAGCCAGCCCUUAACAACCCUUCCUUAACUUUGCAUCACCAUCAAGAUUAAUUUAACAUUUUCUACAGAAACCUUAUUCUUCCUGUCCCAGAAGGCCAUUAUAACUCCUGUAGCCAAUCUUUCGUAUGGGAUAAAUAUGUCAUAGAAACAGAGUGAAGUCUUGAAAUAUUUGAUAGCUUAAAAUUAUCUGUUGUUUUCAUAUCAUUAUUUGUGGAAGCCUGUGAAGUUGGAGGCUUUAUUAAUCUCUAGGCUAGCUCAUAUUCUCCAAGUGACUUUGUUUUAGCACAUUUUGGCAAAAUAUCUGAGCAUCUGGGGGAAAAAAGCCUUCAGGAUUCAUAUAGUAAGUGUCAGAAACUCCCCAAAAUACAGAGCUAUUUUUCAAGUCCUUUCUACCUAUACAUGCAGACACACAUGUGCACACAUGCACACACAUACAUACACACAUGCACUACUGAUGCAUUUUAAAGAUUGCCUUUUGAAUGACAUUAGUUAAUAUUUAUUGAAAUGCAGUUGUGUAGCCCUGGGAGGGUCAUACAAAUCAAGCAAAAUUAUAUCCUUGUUUCUAAUACUGCUGGGAAAUACAUACAUACAGUGCUCCCUGUAACUGGAAAACAGUUGAUGAAGAUCUGAGGUAAAACAGUAUGUCUGGAAAUAAUUCCUAGUAGACAAAAGAGAUACAAAAAUAAAAUUUAUGUAUAUCUCUGAGUAUAUAUGACACAUUUCAGAUAGUGAACAAAUUCAGACAUUUUGUUCUGUGAUACCUGGGUAUAAUAUUUUCAGUUUUGGAAAAAAUAAUCUGUUUCAUACGUAAGUGAUCAAAUGAAAUAAAAAUUGAAAGUUUAAGGAUUCAAUUUUAUAUUAAAAUAUAAGACAAUGAUAUCCAAUUUUAUUUUGUUGUGUUGAAAAGAAUCGUAAUACAGAAAAACCUCAUGCGUUAUCAUGUAAGAGGAAACCUAUUGAAAUGUCAAAUAAAAGUUAAGGUCUUAGUAUUACAUUACUGGCAUUUUAUGUUCAUUCUUUAUGUAUACCUAGGAAAUUUGGAUGCAUCGGGUUUUUUUAAGCUAUCACACUUACAUAUUUAGAUAUCUAACUGGAAUGCCUUGGACAUUACCUGAUUGACAUUGAUGGAGAAAAGGUAAUAGAAUUUAUGUUAAAGAAAAAAGUCUCUCUUUUUGUUAUUUUCAUGAAAGGCAUGGUUCAGGGCAGAGGAGACUAGUCACUUUUUCAUUCUGUCAGUCACUCAGUUAUUUGUUCAGCAAAUAGUAAUUUCUGGCCUGCUAUAUAUGUAUGGUCUUUUAAUUUUUUUUAUUUUUGGCUGCGAUGGGUCUUGUGGCUGCACACGGGCUUUCUCUAGUUGCAGCGAGUGGGGGCUACUCUUCUUUGCGGUGCACGGGCUUCUCACUGCGGUGGCUUCUCUUGUUGCGGAGCACGGGCUCUAGGCCCGCGGGCUUCAGUAGUUGCAGCACGUGGGCUCAGUAGUUGUGGCACGUGGGCUCUAGAGCACAGGCUCAGUAGUUGUGGUGCACGGGCUUAGUUGCUCCACGGCAUGUGGGAUCUUCCCGGACCAGGGAUCGAACCCUGUCCCCUGCAUUGGUAGGUGGAUUCUUAACUACUGUGCCACCAGGGAAGUCCUUUAUGGUCUUGUAUUAGGUAUUUGGCCAGGGGAGGGAUGAAGGAAAACAGUGAAGCACUAGGACAAAGGUGAAACUAUUAAGCAUUCAGGAAGGUUGUACAGUCCAGUUUAAGGUAGAAAGUGUCCCGUGUCACAGAACAGUUACACAAAAAUGCUCUGAGUAUUUUUAGUAGCAAGAAAUGAUAGGUAUAAAGCAUCAUGAGAUUCUCCUAUUUAAUUAAUUAACAAAAGCUUAAAAUCUGACAAAGACUUGCAAAAUGUCUUAAUCAUGAAAUUUACCAAAGAACUCUUUAUCCUUUUAAAUACUCUUUGUAAUUAGCUUAUCAUAUUACUACUAAAUUCCUUCUCAAUGAUUAAGCGGAAUUUAAUGGAGGGUUUCAACUCUAUUCAGUAAUUUUGAAGAUAUUUGUGAUCUGAGAAAGUCUGAAGACUUUUUUAUUUUUGGCAAAAGUUAUUUUCUCUGUCUCUCCUCUUUCUCACAGUUUAUUCAUCAGGCUCCACUUAUCUCCUAUUUCAGAGUAGAGAUUCAUAGUAUAAGCAUUGACUUUUACUGAGCCUUGAACUUUCAAGCCAAAUACAUAAUUUAUUAUUUUGAUUAGUAAAAAAUAGGAAUCAAGAAAGAGUAAUCUCAGGAAAGUGCCAAUAAAAAUCACAGUGAGGAGCUUCCAUACUGUUUUCCAUAGUGGCUGUACAAAUGUACCUUCCCAUCAACAGAGCACAGGGUUCCCUUUUCUCCACAUCCAUGUCAGCAUUUGUUCUCUCUUGUUUUUUUCAUGAUAGACAUCCUAACAGGUGUGAAGUGAUAUCUCACUGUGGUUUUGAUUUGCAUUUGUCUGAUGAUUAGUGAUGUGUACUUUUUCAUGUACCUGUUGGCCAUUUGUGUGUCUACUUUGGAAAAAUGUCUAUUCAAGUCCUUUGCCCAUUUUUAAUAGAAGUAUACAUUAAAUAAUUUGAAGUUUAUCAAUACAGUAGAACAAUAUAUUGCCUUUAUCUCAUGGUUUUGAGGAAUGACAUGGAAAGUGUUCAUUUAUAAAAAUAAAAAUGCAGCAUACAAAAUUGUGUAUAUUGUAUGAUCUCAAUUUUGUAAAACUGUUCUCUUGAAAACAAUCGUAUGUUACUUUGUAAUCAGGAAAAUAAAAGGUUUAAAUAUUCCCAUAGCUUAAAUAGUUUCUUAAGUGGAAAUUUAAAAUGAAUUUUUGUUAUUUUUAAAUAGUUAAAAGAGAUGCCAAUACGGAAUGCUAUGAUUUCACAUAUGUAUUCAAAUGAAAAUACUUUUUUAUUGAGGUGUAACUGACAUAUAACAUUUAUUAGUUUCAAGUGUACAACGUAAUGAUUAGAUAUUUGUAUAUAGCGUGAAAUGAUCACCACAAUAAAUCAAUUUAAAAUCCAUCACCAUCCAUAGUUAAAAAUUUUUUUUCUUAUGAUGAGAGCUUUUAAGAUCUACUUUCUCAGCAACUUUCAAAUAUAUAGCUUAUUAACUAUAGUCCCCAUGCUGUACAUUACAUCUCCAUGACUUAUUUAUUUUAUAGCUGGAAGUUUGUACUUUUUGACUCCCUUUGCCCAUAAAGAUACUUUUAAGUAUCAUUUAUUGUAGUUAUUUACAUACAUUAGAAACAUUCUAGUUGUACUAUUGGUAGUACUGAACAUGAACGAUGAUUGACAAGGACUGAGCACUAUUGAUAUUUUAAGAACUUUUCUAAAAUGAUUAAUAAUGAAGGCGGAAUAGGUACAAAAUGGUGUAUUUGUCACCUAAAGAGAGCUUGGAAUGGAGUUCUACGUUCUUUGAGAACUCAGCAGUUAAAAAUGCACCCUGAAUUUGCAAUUUAUCUCUUUUAUUUUUGUCAGUGUGCUUUAGGUGUUGUACUAAGAAACCACUGACUAACCUAAGGACAUGAAUAUUUACAUCUAUAUUUUCUUAUAAGAGUUUUACAAUAUUUAAGUCUUAUAUUCAGGUCUAUGAUCCAUUUUGAGUGUGUGUGUGUGUGUAUGUGUGUGUAUGUAUGUAUGAAUUUAUCUCAUUGUUCCAGCAUCGUUUGUUGAAAAGAUUAUUCUUUUCCCAUUGAAUUUUCUUGGCACUCUUGUUCAAAAUCCAUUGGCUAUUAAAGAAAGGUUAAUUUCAGAAGUUUGAUUAUUUAAGAGUGUCUUGAUUAAUUUUCAUAUUUGUGUGAAUUUCUCAAACUUUCUAAGUUUGAUUUCUAAUUGUAUUCACUGUGUUUGAAAAACAUACUUUGUGUGAUUUCAACUUCUUCAAAUUUAUGGAGGCUUAUGUUAUGCCCUAGCAUAGAAUCGAUCUGCAGAAUGUUCCAUGUGUUCUUAAGAAGAAUGUAUAUUUUGUUGAAGUAUUCUGUAGAUGUCUAUUAGGUCUUGUUUAUACCAUUGUUUAACUCUUGUAUUUCCUUGCUGAUCUUCUGCCUAGUCAUUAUAUCCAUUAUGGAAAGUUGAGUGUUGACUUCUCCACCUCAUACUCUUGCAUUGUCUGUCUAACCUUUCCGUCAGUUUUUGCUUCAUGUAUUUUUGGGCUCUGUUAUGUGCAUAUAUGCUUAUCAUGGUUAUAUCUUCCUGAUGGAUUGUCCCUUUUAUCA